AGAGUGGUUUGUAAUAGACAAAAUAGUGAAACAUAACCUCUUUGUUCAUUGCUUUCCUUUGACAAAUCUGGAAAGAUGUCUUAUAAAAAAUUGUGUCGUGUUCUCGUGUUAGAAUUUUAAUUCUCAUAGUUGUAGUGUUAUUUAUCAUUCUAAUAUUCGGAUAGACAGAUGUAUGUCAAGUGGUGAACAAUUUGUAAUUUUAAUACUUUGUUUUACUAGCCUACUACCUACCUAUAAUUUAACUUCAAGUUAUUAUUAUGCUGUAAUCACGACUGUACAUGUUAUAAAUCUUUCUUCGCGAUAGAGAAAAACACUUGUUUAGUACCGUAAUGAAUCCUACCAGUUUUAGAAAAAGUCUGUCAAAUGACUUUAUUUGUAACUUUUAUAAUUCUCAUUCCGGUAUCCCUAGUGUUGUGAAGAAUCGACAGAGAGACGAGACCCAUGACAAAGAAGUUGAAGACGUUUCUAACUAUAAAUUUAUUUUUAGUUGCCCAGUAGUUCCACUAGGAAUACCGGUUCAUUUGCCCGAGAGAAUAAACAAUGGACACGACCCUUUAAAGGAACUAGUGCAUCAAAAACAAAAGUGGUCAAUUUAUAGAAACAGACUUCUAGAUGCUAACUUAGUAAAUCCGCUGCAUAAUAUUGAUCACUCAAACUCUGAUCGUACAUGUCUUCCAAUUGGAGUUGUAAAACUAGCCGAUCAUUUAGAUAGAGAUCCCGAUCCCUACUUUGUUGGAAAAUACAAUUGGUACUACACUGAUGGAAAUCUAAAGACAAUCGAUAGGAGUAAUUCCAAAAUACUUGCUUUAACGCGUUAUAGUGUUCCUGGCGUUAUUGUAUUGCAGUCAGUAAGACUUGAUGAAAAACGUAAAGAGUCUCUGUGUCUGCUAGGAAGUGAAGCUAGCCUUCAUACAGGAAGUACUCAACCUAUUUUCCAGAUAACCUCCUACAAUAAUAUAGUUGCUAGUCGUCAAAAAAAUACUUCUUGCCUCUUUUCUAUUGAAAGUGAUGGAUCAUAUGGGGGUGAAAUGUGUCACAAAUAUGAAAGCAUUGCAAAUCUCACUAGUCUCUCUAUAGCUCCAAACAUAACCCUUCAUGGAGAAUAUUGUACUCUCGACACAUCAAAUAAUUUGAAAAUUUGGGUUCCUUUUUGGAAAAAUGUAAAAAAAUCUGAAGGAAACAUUGUAGAGUUUAGUUCUAAAGAUAACUGGGGGAAUGUAAAGUACUUAUCAGAAAACACGGUUCUACUUGCAAAUAGGGACUUGAUUUGCUUGAAAGAUGUACGCUAUAAAUUAAGUAAGAAUAAUGGGCAAUCUUGGAAGAAAAAUCACAUCAAUUCAUGUGAGGUUAUUUGCAAUACAGUUUUAAGUGAGCAAGUCGAUAAGAGGUGCUAUGUAGCAACAACUCACCAACUUUUAGAAUUAGAUUUCAGAAAAUCUUACAUGAAACGUUGGACACACAUGUUGGACUCUCCUCCAUCUCUUGGAAUGUUAGUCAAGUCUACUGAGGGGGAAGAGAUUGUAGCAUUAGGUAGCCAGAGUCCAGGUGAAGUUUGCUGUGUUCUCACUAAUGACAACAGUAUCCCUUACCAUCUACCUUCUCCAAACGACACUCUCAAUAAAUGUAGGUUGGAGGCAAUUUGUUUAGACCCUUCUGUGACAUCCAGAUGCAAUUUAAGUCUUUCUGGUUUAGAUAGUUAUUAUUCUGUUGGCAACAUAUUUAUGAUACGACAAACCAGUGUUGGUGAUCUAUUCUGCCAGAGAAUAGAUAGCAACAGCAAUUCUUGUGCUUUAGACUUUCAUACAAAGAGCUUUCAAACCUGGGAAAAGCAGUGUGCUCAAAAAUAUGACUCUGUAUCAUCUUGUGCAUUGAUAAUUUCAAAUGAAAUUGAUUGUGGAACGUUAUUUAACUCAAUUUCAAAGAGAGCAUUAAAGAGUGAAAAAUUAGAUAAAGAAAAGCUUUCUAAGAAAUCGCCAUGGAACAUUUCCAAGAAAAUAUUGCUUGAAUCAAAAAAUUCAUUUCUGGAAUGCUUAUUGGAUGUUUGGGAAAUUGAGGAUGAACCAGAAUGGAGUGACCCUAGCAGAGACGAACAAGUGACUGCCAUCUCUUCUGAUCAAUCAGGAUCCAAAGUUUCGGUUGGCUCAACGAUAUGCUUGGAUUUGAUGAUGACAUUUAAGAAUAUCAAUGCAGAUAUCUUUUGCCAAUGUGAUGUCAAUAUCAAUUUCAACCUUCUGUCCAGAAUGAUUCUAGAAAAAAUACUUUGAUAUGAUACAUGGAGAUGUCACCGCCAGUUCUACCUUAUCAACUCCGAAGAGUUUUUAAUUUUUGUUUUAGAAUUCUGUCACCAUGUAAUUUAGGCGAAUAAAAUAUGUUUUUAUCAAAUUGCA
Messenger RNA from Nilaparvata lugens (brown planthopper), 2387 nucleotides. RefSeq lists its product as uncharacterized. The transcript is spliced from 2 exons. Bases 330 to 2264 code for a protein of 644 amino acids. Lineage: Eukaryota; Metazoa; Arthropoda; Insecta; Hemiptera; Delphacidae. The record is from RefSeq and is a predicted model, not a curated record.